AUGCCUCUCAACUCGAAGGCUGUCUAUUCCAGACAGAAUCCGAGCUUCCUCCCGUUUGCCAGCAGGAGAAGUGUCGUCCAUCAUAGUACGAACGGGAUAGUAACCUGCACUCAACCCCUGGCCGCCGCUGCGAGACAGAGAAUUCUGCGGGAGGGAGGAAAUGCUGCGAUCAAAGCGGAUUUGGACGUCUGCCCCGAUCAGACGGAAUCGAUUUCCAAGACAAGCGCAUUGGCCGUGACGACACCCGAUGCGGCGGCGGGAUGGGUUGACACGGUUGAGAGGUUCGGCAGUGGCAAGCUCUCUCUGAAGCAGAUCCUUGCUCCGGCCAUCGAGCUGGCGGAGGAAGGAUUUCAGGUCUCUGAGUUGUCGUCUUCCUUUGAACUACUCAAGGUAGACCCGUCAGUCAAGGAUGGCGUGAGAAGUCCCUCUGCCAGCGAAAUCAUGAAGAACCCAACCCUCGCCCAGAACUUCCGUGCACUAGCAGCUGACGGCAAGAAGGGGUUCUAUGAAGGCCACGUCGCAGAGAAACUCGUCAAGGUUGCACAGGACUGGGCGGCUAUUUAA
Messenger RNA from Penicillium riverlandense, 564 nucleotides. RefSeq lists its product as uncharacterized. Bases 1 to 564 code for a protein of 187 amino acids. The transcript has 3 exons. The record is from RefSeq and is a predicted model, not a curated record. NCBI's taxonomy places the organism in Eukaryota, Fungi, Ascomycota, Eurotiomycetes, Eurotiales, Aspergillaceae.